CACGCCAACAUGGAUUUCCUCAAGGUUCUCUCGCGCGGCACCAGCCUUUCAAAAGGCGCAUCAAAAAACGCACCCGCGCAACAACUGCCCUCGAGCGGCGGACCUUCGAACCCUCAGCUCUUCGGACACGAUGCGACGCAAGCCAAGACGCCCGAAGACGCGAGCUCAAACCCGUCCAAGAACAAGAAGCGCAAGCGAGGACAACAGCAGGCCGCGCCGCAAUCUGCGGACCUUCCCCCCGAGCUUGACUUCUUUGGCGACGGCGCCCGCGACAAACAUGAGGGUGUGAGCUUGGCUACCGAUGCGACCAAGAAGACUCUUGCCGAGGAGUCCGCGAAAGAGGUUGCGCAGGAUGCGGAUGGCGCCGCACAGCCGCUGGACGAAGAGGAAUGCAAGCGCAUCCUGCGGACGCACAAGAUCAAGAUCACGCUGCUGGAGGAUCGCAAGGCGAAAGAGGAGGAGCGCAAGUCGAAGAAGCGCAAGAAGUCCAAGGCGAAGGAGGCGCCUCAGAAAAAGACCAAGGUGCAGCUGUUCCCGCAGCCUCUCACUUCGUUCAAGAAGCUGCGUGGUCAAUUUGGUGUCUCUAAGAAGCUGUCGGACAAUAUCAACGCUCAAGGUUAUUCGGUUCCCACCGAAGUGCAACUGGCCAGCUUGCCUUUGCUGCUUGAUGAUGCUGGCCCUGAGGGUACGGGCAUCGAUCUCCUCACAGUCGCACCUACGGGCAGCGGCAAGACGCUGGCAUUUCUCAUUCCCGUUGUAAACGCAUUGUUGAAAAAGCGCAAAGAUGGUGCAGCAGAGAAAGGUGUUCAGACCAUCAUCCUCGCUCCGACCAAGGAAUUGGCGAGCCAAAUUGUCAACGAAGGACGGAAACUUGCUCUCAAGACGGGCAUCAAGGUUUCGCUCAUGAAGAAGGGCAUGGAAGUCUUGGACCAAGCGGCCGAAGACGACGCAGAGGAAGAGCAGGCCGACGAGUCUUCAGAGUCUGAAAAUGACGGCGAAAGCGACAGCGGUUCGGACACUAAGAAACCGAGCAAGAAGCGCAAGCGGGGUCAAUUGGUCAAAUCGGAGAUUCUGGUUACGACACCUCUCACUCUAGUUCACGCACUCCAAGGAUCAAACGGAAAGGUCGGAGCUUUGCCGACCGUCAAGUAUUUGAUUCUGGAUGAAGCAGACGUUCUUCUGGACCCCCUUUUCCGCGAGCAAACGCUCGACAUUUGGAAUGCAUGCGGCAACCCGCAGUUGAGGGUAAGCCUGUGGUCUGCGACCAUGGGAUCCAACAUCGAGGAGCUCGCCACGUCCACCAUCGACAAGCGCUGGGAGGCUCUGGAAGACAGCACGGGCGUCACGCGGCCGGAUCUGGUCCGCCUCGUCGUCGGCCUCAAGGACUCCGCCGUGCCCAACGUGCACCAUCAGCUCACGUACGCAGCCACCGAGCAAGGCAAGCUCCUCGCGGUGCGCCAGCUGCUGCACCCCACGGCGCCCACGAGCCGAGACAACACGCCGACGCUGCGGCCGCCGUUCCUCAUCUUCACGCAGACGAUUCCGCGCGCACAAGCCCUCUUCUCGGAGCUGCAAUACGACAUCCCGCCGGAAGCGGGCGGGUCGACGCGCAUCGCGGUGCUGCACUCGUCGCUGUCGUCGAGCCUGCGCGACAACGUCAUGGCGCGGUUCCGCAAGGGCGAGGUGUGGGUGCUCAUAACGACGGACCUGCUAAGCCGGGGCGUCGACUUCCGCGGCAUCAACGGCGUCGUCAACUACGACGCGCCGACGUCGGGGGCGGCGUACAUCCAUCGGGUGGGGCGGACGGGGCGGGCGGGCCGCGCCGGCGGCGUCGCCGUCACGCUGUACACCGAGGAGGACGUGCCGUACAUCAAGAACAUUGCGAACAUUAUCCGCGCGAGCGAGCAGCUGAGCGGCAAGCCCGAGAGCGAGGCUACCGUCCAGCAGUGGCUGCUCGAUGCCCUGCCCACGCCGAGCAAGCGCGACAAGCAGCGCUUGAAGAAGCGCGGUGUGGAGGCAAGGAGGGCGGGCGUCGUGGGCAAUGAGGAGGGAAGGGGCAAGCUCAAGACGCGGAUUUCGACCAAGAGCGGCUUUGAGCGCAGGGUCGAGAAUAAUAGAAAGGGUGCGGUGGAGGGGAGUCGGCGGCGCAAGGAGACGGGGGGAGCGGAGAAGCGCGUGCAGAGGAAGGAGGAGGCUAGUGAUGGGGAGUUUGGCGGGUUUGAGGAUUAGAGUGGUGUGGUGGAGGAUAUAAAGCUGAUAUUGAAGCAAUGUGAAUACGAAAAAGCAUUUGCGCUGCUAUCGACGAGUCCCAAGUGUUCAACUCCCGCUCACGUACUUCUGAAAUCCACCAUCAAGAAAUCCUACAACCUUUGCAGUUUACCAACACAUCACACACACACACAACAUCCAAACAUACAUGCAAACAAACAGCACGCACCUCAGGCUCUACGCUCCAUCGCGACCAGUAUACCUCACCCCCGCACUUACAC
Messenger RNA from Aplosporella prunicola CBS 121167, 2489 nucleotides. RefSeq lists its product as uncharacterized. The transcript has a single exon. The record is from RefSeq and is a predicted model, not a curated record. Gene Ontology annotation, biological process: maturation of SSU-rRNA. Lineage: Eukaryota; Fungi; Ascomycota; Dothideomycetes; Botryosphaeriales; Aplosporellaceae. Gene Ontology annotation, cellular component: 90S preribosome. The coding region runs from base 10 to 2229 and encodes 739 amino acids. Gene Ontology annotation, molecular function: ATP binding; RNA helicase activity; nucleic acid binding.